Messenger RNA from Penicillium angulare, 570 nucleotides. RefSeq names its product iron-sulfur cluster assembly protein CIA2. Gene Ontology annotation, biological process: iron-sulfur cluster assembly. Lineage: Eukaryota; Fungi; Ascomycota; Eurotiomycetes; Eurotiales; Aspergillaceae. The coding region runs from base 1 to 570 and encodes 189 amino acids. The record is from RefSeq and is a predicted model, not a curated record. The transcript has 2 exons.
AUGGCGGAAAUGCAGAAUGAAAACCCUACGAUCCUCAACCUCGCAGAUCUCCCCACAAGGAGUCGUUCUGCUGUGAAAACAAACGAUCAACCCUCCGGCAUAUUUGCCGCAGUACCCAACCCCGCCGACUUUCUCUCGUCCGAUUCAGAAGACGACGAUCUUCUUGAAGAGCCGAUUGACGAACAGGAAAUCUACGAUUUGAUCAAGUCAAUUUCGGAUCCUGAACACCCGUUAUCGUUGGGAGAGUUGGCUGUGGUAUCCCUGCCAGACAUAUUCAUCAAGCCGACCCUGGCCAAUGUCCCAGAAUCGCCUCUUCAAACAGUUACAGUCCUCAUCACACCAACAAUCACCCAUUGCAGUCUCGCCACUGUCAUUGGCCUUGGGGUGCGGGUUCGGUUAGAGCAGUCUCUCCCGCCCCGCUUCCGGAUUGAUGUGCGUAUUAAGGAAGGAACACAUAGUACGGGAGACGAGGUGAACAAGCAGCUUGGCGAUAAAGAAAGAGUUGCUGCUGCCUUGGAAAAUGGUGCGCUUAUGCAGGUCAUUGCUAAGAUGAUGGAAACUUGCCAAUGA